GCGGCGCCGCCGGCCAUGCAGCUGAGCGCCUGGGAGAAGGCGGGGCCUGCCGCGGGGCACGCGGGCGCGCAGGGCUCGAGCCAGGCGCCGCCGCAGCCGCCGGCGCCCCCCUGCGACGGCCGCUCCACGCUGGGCGCCAGCGCGCAGAGCCUGCAGGGAGCCGGCCUCCUCGCCACGCCGCCGGGGGGCCUCGGCCCAGCGGGCUCUGGCGCGCAGUCCCCGCUGGCGGCGGGGGCCUCCCACGCCGAGGAGGCCCCGCCCCCGAGCUGGCGGAGCGCCGCCGGCACCCCGCAGUCCGAG
Messenger RNA from Prorocentrum cordatum, 300 nucleotides. The record is from the annotation of a GenBank genome assembly. Lineage: Eukaryota; Dinophyceae; Prorocentrales; Prorocentraceae.